Molecule: messenger RNA, 7538 nt
Organism: Eriocheir sinensis (Chinese mitten crab)
Lineage: Eukaryota; Metazoa; Arthropoda; Malacostraca; Decapoda; Varunidae
Product: probable cytochrome P450 49a1
Exons: 11
Coding region: 4465-5535 (356 amino acids)
Molecular function (GO): heme binding; monooxygenase activity; oxidoreductase activity, acting on paired donors, with incorporation or reduction of molecular oxygen
Source: RefSeq, a predicted model, not a curated record
AGCGGCCUCUGGUAACUCCACUUGCUCCAAAGGCCACUAUCCUCUGUGAAUGCGAACAGACCAAGCCAGUGAUCCCCCUGACUUUGUGAUUGGAGGGAGAUUACGCUUCAUUCUGAAUCAUCACACGACGGCUGAGCAUGCGGUGUCUACUACAUGCCAAGGCGGUGCUAGGGCCGGGGCGGGGGAUGUUCUGCUUCAGGGCAGCAGCAACGGUGAAUGCUGCUCCCACCCGUGUGCCCCUGCAGGAGGUGCCGGGCCCCAAAUGCUACCCGGUCGUGGGCACCCUCUUCGAUAUGAUCUUCGAUAAAGAUUUUGACAAAGCUCAGAUACAUCAUUAUUUCAAGAAGCUUUUCUUGAGAUAUGGGCCAGUUGUACGCAUCAAGAUCCCAGGCCAGCCCACCCUCGUGAUGCUCCAAAACCCUGAAGACAUCAAGACUAUACUCAACGCGACCAUGAUCAACCCUUACAGAGAGCCUAUAGGGUGCAUCAGGAAAAUCAGAUACGAUGAUGACUAUUAUGAAAAAAAAUGUGGACUUGUAGCUGAGUAGUGGCUGCCCUCCGGUGCUCCUCCUAUUGACAAGUGUCGCUGAAGUUAAGGUUGAUCGAACAUCCGGACAGCAUGUGAAGUUAAGGUUGAUCGAACAUCCGGACAGCAUGUGAAGUUAAGUUUGAUCGAACAUCCGGACAGCAUGUGAAGUUAAGGUUGAUCGAACAUCCGGACAGCAUGUGAAGUUAAGGUUGAUCGAACAUCCGGACAGCAUGUGAAGUUAAGGUUGAUCGAACAUCCGGACAGCAUGUGAAGUUAAGGUUGAUCGAACAUCCGGACAGCAUGUGAAGUUAAGGUUGAUCGAACAUCCGGACACCAUGUGAAGUUAAGGUUGAUCGAACAUCCGGACAGCAUGUGAAGUUAAGGUUGAUCGAACAUCCGGACAGCAUGUGGGUAAUCUUCCGCCAUGACUUGAAAAAUCAGUGUGUUUCGGUGGAGACUCGAACGUAGUCCACGCUAGGCCCUCGGGCACACCACGCCAGGGCGCUAACCACUCGGCCACCGCCUUCCCUCUCUUGGUAAUCUUUCAGUUUAGUAGUGACCUGCCAGACACGAAAAGCCCCCAAAAUUCAGUAAUCUGUGGCAUACCUCUUUGGCGGAUUUGGUAGGGUUGACUUCCCGUCUAGCAGGUCGUGGGUUCAGUACCCGGCAUGGUAAAUUCAUUUCCCCCUUUCCAGACUAGAUCAAUUUCUCGUUAGUUUCGAGACAAUCUGAUGAUGUGUAAUUAAGUAGAUAUUUAAGAUGGGAAGUGCCCCCCAUGACAAUAUUGUUUACGAUAUGAUUCUAUUUAUGUGGGGACCAUACUACUACAGGACAGGAGAGCUCCCCUACCCCGAAAGCACCCACCCCUUUCUCUAGGGGACCGUCAAGGUAGUGCAGACGAGACACGAACUCGUCAAGCCUGACCCGGGGUUAAUCUCCGGCGGGCUCAGUGUGGGUGCCUGGAACAUCUUGAGGCUCUCGGAUGAUCAGCGACUACCCUAUCUAUCAGCUGAGCUCAGGAGGCUGAGAGUGGACAUAGUGGGGUUCUCUGAGACGAAGAAACCUGGCAGUGGAGAUAUCAGUAUGGAGAAUUAUACCUUUUACCUUGGGUCAGGCCAGAGCAAUGGUGCUCGUUGCAAGGGAGUAGCUGUAGCCAUUUGUAGCCAACUACAGUCCUCUGUCGAUGGGGUUACUCCGGCUGAUGAACGUAUGAUGCUAAUGAGGUGAAGCACACCUUGGGACUUGGGGAGAAAAAAAUGUUCUACGCCAAGCUCCCCCAUGAGACACACUAAUUGUCGUGAACGACUUCAGUGCAGUUACCGGCACAGAGGAAGAUGACUAGGAGUUAUGUAUUGGUCCCCAUUGCUCUGGCACCAGAAACGUAAACAUUUCACUCCUGAACUUUGCAAAGCCAAGGAUGGUGAGGAUUGCUGGUUCCAAGUUGCAGAGACGAUAGCCUCGCCGCUGGGCUUGGUAUAGCAAUGCUGGUGGUGUGGCAAAGGAGAUCAAUCACAACCUUGUUAGUACUCGUUGGAGGAUCUCUCAGAACUGUAGGGUUUUCCGGAGUACCGAGUUAUUUGCGACCGACCAUAGACUUGUUGCAAAGCUGAGGAUACGCAUCAGGUCCAAAGCAUUCUCAAGAUGCAACCCGCCACAGUUCCAUCCUGAGAAACUGAAGGACCUGGCGUGUAGGCCUACUCAGGAGUAUGCAGAGGCAGUUUCCAGUCGGUUUGAAGUGCUUGGUACUUUGGAGGACCCUGGGGAGUUGUGGGAUACUUUUAUCGCACCAUUGGUAUAGGAGUAAGGUAGGAAUAAAACCUGUAUCGUUGACUCGAUAAUGUAUUCGGUCAAACCUGUUGUUAAACAAAAAACAGACACUUCAGAAUCACAAAUAUAAAGCUCAGUCAAUUACAUUUAAGCAAUAAAUCAUCAUUGAAUUAUUCAACUCCUACAGAGUAUGACAAUGACUCAGAAGUACAUACAGUGCAGUUCACGUUUUCGGGGUAUUUUGGUCUCUGUCGUGGUUUGUGGCCUCGCCUCCUUCGAGGGCAGUAAGACGGCAGUCCUCACUCCAUCACAAUAGAGCUUCUGCCUUGUCUCCUCUCCACAGUCCUAGGCUCCCCCUAUCACUCAUAGUUGAUUCAUCAAAAGGACGAUCUGCACGUGUGGGGUUGUAAACUUGCAUGGCCUUUUUCCCUGCGCCUGCGGGAUCGUUAAUCUAUCCCUCACCGAACUACUGGUGUGACACUUUUGCUCUGUAAACACCCAGCAGCCGAACCACACCACAACACCACAGUUCUCCGUUUCCCAUUUUCACUUCCUCCACACACUCCUUCCUUUACCCCUUCACUUACCCGUUUCGCGAUUUUGGCAAUAACAGAUACCUUUAAAUGUGAAAAUCUCAAAGCUGCCGAGUAGUGUACGUAUUGGAGAGUGCCCAAGAUCUAGGAGUGGCGUUGCAUCGAGGGAGACACUGGAGAAUAUAGAAAAGAGUCGUGCUGUCAGGCUGGAUGGGGACUCGAGCGAUACAGGACUCUAUCACGAAGGACCAGAACCCUUCUGAGGAGGGAUGAUGAGAAGUACGUCAAAGGUAUCGCUGAGGAUGUCGAUGGUUGAUUAAAAGCGAAGGACCUUCGACCUGCCUUUCGAGCUCUGAAGAAGCCCCGCUCCAUAUCUCGUCUCAGAUUAAUACUAUCCGAACGGCUGAUGGGCAGAUAGUAUAGAUGCGGAUGGGUGCCUGGCUCGUUGGGCCGAGUACUUUGUGCAGCUGUAAACGGCAAUUAAAGCCCCCAAGCGGACAGCUCCCUCUGGUUGGGUUGCAGAUGGCGGCUGCUGAAACUUCACCCUCUCUUGCGGAAGUGAGGGAGGCUGUGAAGUUGAAGGGUGGAAAGGCAGCUGGGAUCUAUAAUUUUAGCGCAGAGUGUUGAAAGCUGGAGGUGAACUUAUGAUUCGGGGGUUGCAUGCGGUGCUGAAUGCCAUAUGGCAGUCCUGUGCCAUUUCUCUUGACUGGAAAAGGGUACUGGUUGCCCCUAUAGUUAGCCAUUAGCCCACGCAUGUGAGACCAGGUCCACCACGCGUGGUUAUUAUUUUUUUUAGAACACACACCUUUACCAAAUACUAUACCCGGCCCAAACCUUCACAAAAGCCUUUGGGUAAAGGUUCUUGUUCUAAAAAAAAAAAAUAACCACGCGUGGUGGACCUGGUCUCACAUGCGUGGGCUAAUGGCUAACUAAGCAUACCAUCGCUAACCUAGCGUACCACCACUAACCGGAUCGUUGGUAACACUGCUCACAUCGCAAUGGCGUCGCCAUGUAAACACAGCGCGCAUAUGUAUAAUAUGCCUUUUCACUACCUUUACCACUUUUUCAUUACUUUUAAGUUUUUCCGCCUUCAUAUUAUGGUUAAGGGACAUGUAUUUCGUCCCUUAAGUACAAUAUGGAGGCGUAAUAUCGUAUUUUGGAGGCGCGGAGUGAUUUUCAAUAAUUACCAAAACACCAACUUUUCAAAAAUCGCUAGCAGCGAUUCUAUCAAUUUGCGGGGUUCAAAAUGCAUAGAAUUAUGAAAUCUAACCCAUGUUUAGGGUGAGAAGUAUCGCAGUGAGAUGGGCAACUCUCUGGACAUUUACCGACUGUUGUAGCUAAAGAACCUUUUUAUUCACCUUCAUCUCACUUAUCAAAAAUACAGUGUAACCUCGAUUGUCGAACGACUCGCAUCUCGAACAAAUUGCUUCACGAAUAUAUUUGCCGAACAGACAAAGCACCGGCUUCCGAACAAAAUUCGCGGUUCCCGAACAGGCAAGCCGGCAACCAAGUGGUCCACGGGCUGAGGUCGGUAAGAUGUAAAGCGGGAGACAGUUAGUAACUGAACUAGUGUUUUUCAGGAAUGGGGAGGAAUGGUAUCGGGUGUCAUCACUGCUACGGCCCAAGGUUUUGCGGAUGGACAAUUUGCACCCUUACUUGCCUCAGAUGGAUCAGGUGACUCUUGACUUCUUGAACAGAAUCUCCUCACUUCGAGACACCCGUGGAGAAAUUACUGUUGACUUUAAAGAUGAACUGGAACGGUGGGCCUUAGAAUGUGUGUGCUUGAUCUCCAUGAACCAACGACUUGGCUGCUUGGAGCCUUCCCUCAAGAGUGGCUCUGAACAAGAGCUCAUUUGGCAUGCAGCUAAAAAUUUAUUUCCUUAUGUGGAAGAGUGUGAGACAGGUUCAAAGCUGUGGAAGUUUUACCCAAACAAACCAUAUAAGCAAGUCCAGCAUUGCAUGGAAAAGCUUAAAGAAACAAGUGAAGCUGUUUUGAAGGAAGCAGAAUUGGAAAUGAAGUUGAAACUAGAGAAGGACCCAAAUGCAAGACUGUCCAUGUUAGAGCAGUGCCUAGUUCAGCCAGGCCUCACACGUAAAGAUAUCGUCAUGUUUAUGAUAGACCUUAUCGCAGGAGGCACAGAUACGGUGGCAAAUAUGGCUGGUGUUAUCUUGUACCUGCUGGCUAAGAACCCGGAAGUCCAGGCAAAGCUUCAGGAAGAAGUGGACAAGGUGUUGGGGGAUGAUACUGGACCUCUUACCCAAAGACACCUGGAUCAGCUCUCUUAUUUGAAAGCAGUAGUCAAGGAAGCCAAUCGUGUUCUGCCCAUUUUGCUUGGCCCAGUGCGUACUCUCCAAGAAGAUGUAAGGCUGGGGAACUUUCUCCUCCACAAAGGGUGGAUGCUGUUGCUUAUGAGUGCCUUCUCUGGCUGGGAUGCUAAAGAGAUUCAGCAUCCCCAGGACUUCCUCCCUGAGCGAUGGCUACGUCAUCGACCCUAUGGAAGCAUUCACCCUUGUGCCUCCAUACCUUUUUCCUUUGGCUCCCGGAUGUGUAUUGGUCGACGGAUCGCAGAGCAAGAGAUCUAUAUCUUUCUGGCCAGGAUGUUUCAGCGUUACACUCUGGAGUGGAAAUAUGGGGAACUAGAGCGGACCCUCAAACAGCUGUUCUCACCAAAAGGUCCUCUAAAGUUUACCUUCAUGGACAGGUGAAACAUCAACAUCAAAUCUCCAACAUCAUUAUGAUGAUGAAAUGGAUUUAAUCAUCUAAAGAAAUAUAUUAGUAAUAUAUAUGAUAUACAAAAUAAUAUACAAUAUUGUGAAAUAUACUCACUUGUUCCCACUGAUGGGAUCCUUUGGUACUUGCAGUGAGAGGAAAACAAUGGUUCAACUAUAAUCCUGCUUUCUGCUACUGCAGCUCCUGAAAUUAUUUAUCAUAAAUAUUAGUUCACAAAUUAGAGUGGUUAUUGAAAAGCAAUAAUUGAACAGAACCGUUCAAAUUUCACCAAUAAAAAAAAAUCAAGGAUAUCUGGAUGAAUCAGGGCAUAUUCCUCCUAUUCAUCCCCCAUCUUACUUUACAAUGCUUGUUAAGAUUCUUAAGAAUGAUUGUUUCUGUGCCCUCUCUGGCUUGAUUACAGAUUUUAAAAAGUUUCUUCUUACAUGAAUGAUGAAACCAUUAUUGUUUUCAGUAUACAAUGCAUACUAAAAUGUUGGACAAUAGUGUGUGGAAAUAGGAUAGAAAAAACUUUUAAAAACACACCAAGAAUGAGGAAAAGUUUCCCCUAGAAAAUCUUCGUGGCCACUUAAAUUGUGCAUAAAUUGAACCUAACGGUUUUGACAAGUAAAUAUGAGUGCAGUAGCCUACCUUGUAAGCCACUGUUUUCAGCUAACGUCCUCUUUGUCAUUACUCUGUAUUGGUUAGUGUCACUUUUUUUUUUUUUUCUAUAAGCGGAUUUUUUUUUAUGUGAUGCACAUGGCUUAUCAAGAUGAGCACAAACAUUAAGUCCCUGAAAUCUUAUUUUCUUGAUCAUAAAAAAUACAAAAAAAUGUAAAUAUUUUUGUUUUGAUCGUUGUUACCCCUCGUGUUGGGGGGCUCCCGUGGUCCCGUGGUAGAGUUUCCGCCUCGCGCUUCGGCGGGAUGCUAGAGCAUGAGUUCGAGACCUAUCCGGUGCCAUGGAGGUGGAAAGGUGGGCUCUUUCCGACACCCUCAGCCCCGUUGUUGAGCCUCCUCCUUGAAAUGAAUUGGGUAUCUCUCUACCGGCCGUCUGGGGGGUUGCGCAGCAUGCACCGCCUUCCUCCAUUGAGGACUUGGGGUAUAUCCCCCCCCCCCCAAAAAAAAAGGGGUAUAUCCCCCCCCCCCCAAGAAAAAAAAAGUGUUACUGCUUAUUAAGUAGCAGGUAAAAUUCGAAAUCUGGGUGACAUUCAUCAUCCUGUCCCAGCACUGUUUUGAGGCAAAACUUGCCACAACUGCAGGCUGCAGCUAUGCCCAAGGAUUCCAGCGUAUAAGGAUCGAUGGGCGACCUGCUAAUGUUAAGUUUUAAGCUUGAAUGACACUAGUGGUGCCAUCUAUGGGUCAUGAGAGAAACCAAGCGGUGAAGACGUAAUUUUGUAGGUGUAACUAAAUAUUAUUAUUUGACAUUAUUUCUGCAUAUUUCAUUUCCGUUAAUUAAAUAUGAGGGAUACGUUUGUGACAUAUUAUUUUUAUUAAUUAUUUAUAGGAAAUUUUUGAUGUGCUUGUGGCAAGAAAACUCCAGCCUUGGACUAUAUGCCAUCAUUUUGAUAAAAUCCACUAUUCAUUUUUUUUUAUUUUGUAGGCAGGUGGUCGAAUAGACAAGAGAUGUACUAUAUGAAAAGCAGCUGGUGCAUGUUGUUACGGACUAUAUUUUUUUAAAGUUAGUUUUGAAUAUUGACACUGGGGGGCUCCCGUGGUCUCGUGGUAGUCUCUCGAUCCACCUUGCGCUCCGGCGGGGUGCUGGAAGCGUGUGGGUUCGAGACCUGCCCAGUGCCAUGAGAGUGGAAAGGUGGGCCUCCUUGAAAGAAUUGGGCAUCUCUCCACCCGCCUGGGCGCUGGGCACCUGUACAGGCAGUGGCGUAACAGACUGACUGGAGGCCCCUGGACAAACUUUUGUUCGUGAAAUUUUGCCGGAGGCGGCCGGUAAGCGAAGCAGCGCCGUGGCCCGCGGGCUGGUAGUAGGCAAAAAAAAAAAAAAAAAGAA